Caenorhabditis angaria is the source of this 1215-nucleotide messenger RNA. Lineage: Eukaryota; Metazoa; Nematoda; Chromadorea; Rhabditida; Rhabditidae. The record is from the annotation of a GenBank genome assembly.
AUGGAAGAAAUACGUUCGCAGACAUGUGUCAAGUUUAGAAAUACCAAUAAAAAAGGAGCCAGAAUAAUUCAAGAAAAAGAAGAUGAUGGUUGUUGGUCAAAUUUGGGGGCGAGUAACGGAGCACUGAAUAUCCCAAACAAUUGUGUGAGUCAAACUAAUUAUGCUGUAUAAUUUACUAACAAAAACCGUUAGACCUCAACCUUCUGAGUUUGUUUCAGGCCUUCAAAGAAAUUAGGCAAAUUGUAUGUAUAGUAAUAUACACUCACACUGAAUGAUAAAAUGAAAAGAAACUUUUUGAAAUUCCAGGAGAAUUCAAUAGGUCAUGAAAUACUACAUAGUCUCGGAAUCCUUCAUGAACAAGCUCGAACGGAUCGAGAUGCUUAUCUACAUGUUAAUAAAACUGGCAAUGUGAAUAUCAAUUUUAAAAUUCUCUUGAUAUGUAUUUUUUCAGAAUUUUAAUAUUAAUCCAUCAUCUUCAAUUGUUUCACCAUUCGAAUAUGCAAGUUCAAUGAUGUAUUAUUCGGACAAAGAUCUUUAUCCGGUAGUUGGUGAUUAUAACAAUACCAUGGGUUUACGUCAACUAACGUUUUACGAUAUUUAUAUGGUUAACAAACUUUACAGCUGUUCAUGUAUGUCUUCUUUCAAGUUUUAGAUGUCUAUGUUUGAUUUUAGGCCCAAAGAACCUGGAGUGUAAAAAUCGAGGCUACACCAAUCCAAGUUCUUGUGAUACAUGUAUUUGUCCAGAUGGAUUUACCGGAAAACUUUGCACUGAAUUGGUAUGAAUAAACAAACUUUUUCAAACUCUGAUCAGAAAAUGAGAGGUUUUUUUCAGAAAAAUGAUAUAUAUUCAUCAAGUAUUGAAUGGAAAACAAUCAGUAGAAAAGUAAAAAACGGAACACUUCACGAAUACGAUUAUAUUAAACCAAUGGCAGGAAAAUCAUUAGAGAUAUAUGUAGAAAGUCAAUCCUUUUACCCAGAUUACAAUUGGUGUGGCGGAGGUAGUAUUGAAAUCAAGUAUAUGGCGGACAUUCGAAUUACGAAUCCUAUGUCUGUUUAUUUUUAUUUUAUUCUGACUUGAAUGUAGAUUGUUUCAGAAGUUGCGGCGGUUUCAAUUUAUACAAAAAUAUACGUACUUCCUUCAACGACCCGACAGUAAUUGUUUAUCGCGGUGGUAUUAGUGAAGCCACUUAUAAUAUAAGAUUUCGUUCCGUUUGA